Molecule: messenger RNA, 4591 nt
Organism: Fukomys damarensis (Damara mole-rat)
Lineage: Eukaryota; Metazoa; Chordata; Mammalia; Rodentia; Bathyergidae
Gene: Slc9a9
Product: solute carrier family 9 member A9
Exons: 24
Coding region: 1285-3036 (583 amino acids)
Biological process (GO): sodium ion transport; regulation of pH; proton transmembrane transport
Cellular component (GO): membrane; recycling endosome
Molecular function (GO): sodium:proton antiporter activity
Source: RefSeq, a predicted model, not a curated record
CUAGUCAUUAGAAUUAUAUUUUCAUAUUGCUUUUUUUUGUGUGCCUUGGCAAUGAGUGUUCUGUUGCAGCAUACUCAUUCUGCUUCUGGAUGGGUAAGAGAGAUUCUUUUUGUAAAAGUUCAACUCCCACUGUACCAAAUUGCCCAGAGCAGUUUCUGAAAUAUAUGAUUGUUCCAUUACUAGUUGUUAUAUAGAUGGAUAAACAAUUGAAAGGAUGAAUAUUUCAAGAGUAAAUGUUAUAAUAAUCCAAGCUAGAAAUGAUGGAUAUUAGCAUUAGAUUAAAUGUUAUCAUAGUAAUCCAACUAGAAAUGCCAGGCAAAAACUUAUAUGUUUUGUAUAUACAGUAUUCUGCUUCAGAGCAAAGGAAAUUUACUCAAGAUUUGGAUGUAAAAAGGAAGCAUCUGAUAUCACUGCAUGCCUGGUGUCCUAAACAACUAAUACAACAGAGUUCCAUCUUGGGAUCAGAGAAUAUUGCUCAACAGACAGUUGAACCUGCUGGUACACUGAUUUUGGAGUUUCUAGCCUCCAGAACUGUGAAAGUAUGUCUUGGAAGACUGAUCCUAUGAGUCUAUAAAAGCAUUUGAACAUGUUACAGCCUGAUCUGAGAGUAUGUCAAUGCACAAGAACUAAUUAAAGGAUCAGGGUUAGGGAUGGGGCAAUACCAGUCAAACAACUAGGUGGAAUCUGUCAGUCACAGAGAUCCAGGUCACACGGGCAGAACACAAGAUACAGGAUGACUCUGCAGCUCCUGAGCACUGUACACAAGCAUGGAUGAGAAAAGUGAUCUUGUCCACACCACUCACAGCACUUCCUAAAUCUUGGUCCAGGCCCGAUCCCUUUGGACAUCUGCUUUACUUCUGACCAAACUGCUUCCUGGCAAGAGCAAUUGUCUCUGAGUACCCUCCUGCUAAAUAGUCUUUGAGACUCUGGAGAAUAAACUUUCUACUUCAGCACAGAUCUCAUUAGGUUGGCCAGACUGGCAUUGGAGUUGAGAUCUUCCUGAGUCAGCCUCUCAAGUAACUAGGAUUACAGGAGAUAUUCUUUGGAAUGUAAGCAUAAGGAGUAGAAAACAUCUGGCCUAUAGCACUCAGAUAGAAGGGUCAGCAACCUAAAUCAUCCAUAUAGCUUCAACCAGGAGGGAUUUUGCUCCACAAGAGAAGGCUAACAAUGUCUGAAGACAUUUUUGAUAAGGCUUUCUUCCUUUCUGUUGGCUCCCUGCUGGAUUUUGAGAGUGAAGUCAGACCCAGUUUUCUUUGGGGCUGAAAUUUCACCAGGGGUCUCAUAAUGGGAUUAAUUUUACGAUAUGCUACCGCACCAACUGACAUUGAAAGUGGCACAGUGUAUGACUGUGGAAAACUGAACUUCAGUCCAUCAACUCUUCUGGUUAACAUCACCGACAAAGUUUAUGAAUAUAAAUAUAAGAGAGAAAUAAGCCAGCAUAACAUCAGUCCUCACCAAGGCAAUGCAAUACUUGAAAAGAUGACAUUUGACCCAGAAAUCUUCUUCAAUGUUUUAUUGCCACCAAUUAUAUUUCAUGCAGGAUAUAGCCUAAAGAAGAAACACUUUUUUCAAAACUUAGGAUCUAUUUUAACAUAUGCCUUCUUGGGAACUGCCAUCUCCUGUAUCAUCAUAGGGUUAAUUGUGUAUGGUUUUGUGAAGGCUAUGAUAUAUGUUGGUCAGCUGAAAAAUGGAGACUUUCAUUUCACUGACUGUUUAUUUUUUGGUUCACUGAUGUCAGCUACAGAUCCAGUGACAGUGCUGGCCAUUUUCCACGAAUUGCACGUCGACCCUGACCUGUAUACGCUCUUGUUUGGGGAGAGUGUGUUCAAUGAUGCAGUGGCCAUCGUCCUCACAUAUUCCAUAUCCAUUUACAGCCCCAAGGAGAACCCAAAUGCAUUUGACACAGCGGCAUUCUUCCAGUCUGUGGGGAAUUUCCUGGGGAUCUUCACCGGCUCAUUUGCAAUGGGGUCUGCGUAUGCUGUUGUCACAGCACUGUUGACCAAAUUCACCAAGCUGUGUGAGUUCCCAAUGCUGGAAACAGGCUUGUUUUUCCUCCUUUCUUGGAGUGCAUUCCUGUCUGCUGAGGCUGCCGGCCUAACAGGGAUAGUUGCUGUUCUCUUCUGUGGAGUUACACAGGCACAUUAUACCUACAACAAUCUUUCAUCAGAUUCCAAAACGAGGACUAAACAGUUGUUUGAAUUUAUGAACUUUUUGGCUGAGAACGUCAUCUUCUGUUACAUGGGCCUGGCGCUGUUCACCUUCCAGAAUCAUAUUUUUAAUGCUCCUUUUAUACUUGGAGCCUUUCUAGCAAUUUUUGUUGCCAGAGCCUGCAAUAUAUAUCCCCUCUCCUUCCUCCUGAAUCUGGGACGAAAACAGAGGAUCCCCUGGAACUUUCAGCACAUGAUGAUGUUUUCAGGUUUGAGGGGAGCAAUCGCAUUUGCCUUAGCUAUUCGGAACACAGAAUCUCAGCCCAAACAGAUGAUGUUUACCACCACGCUGCUCCUCGUGUUCUUUACUGUGUGGGUGUUCGGAGGAGGGACCACCCCGAUGCUCACUUGGCUUCAGAUCAGAGUUGGUGUGGACCUGGAUGAAAAUCCAAAGGAGGAGCCCUCUUCACACCAGGAAGCAAAUAACUCGGAUAAAAGUGUGACAAAAGCAGAGAGUGCCCGGCUCUUCAGGAUGUGGUAUGGCUUUGACCACAAAUAUCUGAAACCAAUUUUAACCCACUCUGGUCCUCCGCUGACCAGCACACUGCCAGAAUGGUGUGGUCCUCUCUCCAGGCUGCUCACCAGCCCUCAGGCCUAUGGGGAACAAUUAAAAGAGGAUGAUGCGGACUGCAUUGUGAACCAGGAUGAACUAGCCAUGACUUUUCAGGAGCAAACCUCCAUACCCUGCAGUCCUUCUCCAGGGCCCGUUGUGGACCAGAAAGCUUCGCCCCAGACUCCAAGCAAGGAAAACAUCUAUGAGGGAGACCUGGGCCUAGGAGGCUAUGAACUCAAGCUUGAGCAGACUCUGGGCCAGUCCCAGAUGAAUUAAUUGGCAUGAAGAGUACAGAUGUAAUCACAAGUAAGGCAAGGCACACUGAGGACCACUAGCCAAGAUUGGCAAGGCUGUGGAGAGGAGAGGCUGGAAAGUGUAUUAAAAGCAUAAAUUGGAGAUAAUCAAAACCUUGCCUGGUACCUGCAGAAAUGAGAAUUUAUUAUCGUCAUUUUAUAUUAUACAGUUGAUUUUAAUUGUUUAUCAGCAGCCAUUUUUACUACUGGAUUGGGUGGGGUGGGGAACAGGGCAUCAGGAGCCAUAUAUGCUGGGUGUGCAGGGCAUAUCUGUUCUGUGGACAGCUCUCCAGGCCCUUCACUUGGAUUUUGAACUUUAUUCCCUUCAUGAAGGAGAGUUAAAAACAAGAAAAAGAGCUCUUGGCCAUAAGCAUGUUUUGCCUACCUUGAAGGGAAUGUCCAGUUGUUUAUUAAGUGAUAAGUUUUAUAUUCUUAGGACUUGACUUUCUCUUGUUCCACACACCCCUGGGAUUGUGUACAGAUCCAGGGAAAUGUUCAGUGCCCACUUCUGAUGGCCACACAGAACCUGCACAGAAUUGGGAACCUACUGUUCUGGGCAGCAACCUUUUCACGUUGCUUCUGCCCUUGGUGGAAGGGAUCAUACACAGCAGGGUGUGCCUAUGCUAAAUGCAGUGUCGCUUUCUGGCUGGCUAGGAAUCUUUGCAGCGAAAGCUGGAUUCUUUUCCAAUAUGAUGUUAUACCUGCAGAAUGAGCCUUCCUUCCUUGCUUGCUUCCGCUUCUUGGUUCUGCAGUGAGGCCCCUCUGUAUGCUGGUUAAUAAGAUUUCACUGCAAUAGCUGUUCUCCACAUGGUGGGAGACUGUGUAGGAACCCCAGCCUGUCCCCCAGUUCAGCACUCAGCUGGUCGGCAGCACAGGAGCAGGGGUAGUGAUAAAUGGGUCAGGCUGAGGAGCCAGGAGCAAGACAUCACAACUGCUUCUUAUACAGCAUGGCUCAUGGCCCGUGUUGGAGAGGCCAACACAAUAGCUUUUCAUUCCGGUGCAUGACCUGUGCCCUUGAAGCCAGAAGACACCUCAAGCCUAGCUUCUCUUGAAAUACAAAUGUUAAUAGUAGACUCCAGGCUGGGUGUGGUGGUGCACACCUGCAAUCCCAGCACUCAGGAGGCUGAGGCAGGAGAAUAGCCACGAGUUCAAGACCAGACUGAGCUACACGGUGAGAUCCUGUCAGAAAAAAAGAGGGAGAGAAUGAUACACUCCACAAACCAAGCUCCAGACCUAGGUGCCCAGGCUUUGCUGUGUCUCCAUUUGAGCAAGGCAGAGAAUGAUGUCUUCUCAAGCCUAGUGUUUAAAUUAAUGUACGCUUUGAGUACUACUUGUUAGGCCUUAAACAUUGACUGUGGUGGUAUUGGGCAUACUGCUAUGUGCAUCCGUUUUCUUGCUUUCCAAAUAGUAGAUUCUGGGGGAACAAAUUGUUUUAUACUCAUCUAAGUACCUGUCAUUCCAGGUAAAAAUGACAAGUGGGGAAGCAUGAUGCUUUCUAAUUUCUCUUAAUCCUAAUAAAAUUUUGCUAUUAAGUGUAA